GGGGCCCGGGCCCGGCGGGGGCUGCCGCCCGCGGCCCGCCCCGGCGCUGCCCCGCUCCGCUCUUCUGUUCGGGGUUUGACCCGCUCCCGCUUCCCCGCCGCCGCCUCCCGCUGCAGCCGGGCAGCCGCGGCGGAGCGGGACGAGCCCCGGGCAGCCGGGAACGACCGGGCUGGGCCCCGUUCUGCGGCGGGGAGUCCCGGGGGAGGCGGCCCCGGCGCUGGCAGCGGCCUGGGACACGCUUCGCUCACCGCAAACACUUUGUGUCCCGCUCUUCCCCCGCCCCGCGUUAUUUCCUUCGUGCUGUUGUGUUUAAACGCUGCUUGAUGCGGUCCCGUGGCGGGGGAGGGGGAGGGAAGUUCAGCCCCAGAGAGGGGUGACAACAGCUCAAAGGGUUCCUGGAGCCUUCCCGGGUCAGGAAUUGCUGCGGUAGUGCCGUGUCCCUCUGUCCUGGGGGCCCUGUGGGCGGUGGUGGAAGCGGCCAGCGCCGGCGCCUCGGUUCUCUGCCUGUGUGAGAAGGGAGAUGCCAAGGUCACGGAAGAGACAGGCAAGAUGUCCAAGAUGGAAAAGAAAAUGAAAACAGGGUUUGUCCGGCUGGUCGGAGGGGACAACGACUGCUCAGGACACGUGGAGAUCCAUGAUGGGGAGAAGUGGAAAAGUGUCUGUGCCUCAGCCUUUGGUGCCAGAGCUGCUGCUGUGGUCUGCAGGGAGCUGCAGUGUGGGGCAGCCCUGAACAUCCAAGGGGCAGCUCGUGAUGGAGCCAGCGCCGGUGCCAUGUGGGACAGAGAGCUGCAGUGUGCAGGGAAUGAACCCUUCCUCCAGUUUUGCCCCAGAGGCCCCUCCUGCGACCAGCUCUGCACCCCCAGAGCUGCUACUUGGCUCAACUGCACACGGUUCAGGCUGGUGAACGGCAGCACGGCGUGCGAGGGGAGGGUGGAGCUGCACGUGCAGGGGACCUGGGGCAGCCUCUGUGCCUCCCGCUGGCACCUCUCUGACGCCCACGUCCUCUGUGGCCGCCUGGGCUGUGGCUUUGCCGUGUCCCUUCCCAGAGGAGGGAGUUUUGGGAGAGGAACGGGCCCCGUCUGGAGAGACUCGUUCCGCUGCAGUGGGACUGAAGCCCACCUGGGACAGUGCCCAGUGACCGUGCUGGGGGCCUCCCCGUGCUCCCAUGAGGAUGCUGCUGCUGUCGUCUGCUCAGAGUUCACGGCCCUGAGGCUGGAGAACAGCGACAGCUGCUCUGGGCGCCUGCAGGUUUUCUACAACGGGACGUGGGGCAGCGUUUGCUCCAACUCCAUGACCCCCAAAACGGUGUCACUGGCGUGCGAGGAGCUGGGCUGCGGGAAGGAAGGGACCCUGGAGAUACAAGGGCCACGGGGCAGAGUGUCUGGCCCCGCCUGGCUGGACCGUGUGGAGUGUGAGGAGAGACACGGCUCCUUCUGGCUGUGUCCCUCCGAUCCCUGGAACCCGCGGUCGUGCGACGAGCUGCGAGAUGUGACCCACAUCACCUGCCGUGGGACACGGCCCAAAAUGACCCCAACCCCGGGCUCCGCGUGCCCCAACGCCACGAGCUGCACAGACAGGGAGAGGAUCCGCGCCGUGGGAGGAGAGGACGGCUGCUCGGGCCGGGUGGAGCUGUGGCACCGCGGCUCCUGGGGGACGGUGUGCUACGACGCGUGGGACGUGCGGGAUGCCGAGGUGGCCUGCAGGCAGCUGGGCUGUGGGCCCGCCGUGGCCGCCCUGCCCGAGGCUGCCUUUGGGGAGGGCACGGGCCCCAUCUGGCUGGAGCAGGUGGAGUGUCAGGGCACAGAGGCGGCUCUGCAGCACUGCUGGGCCUGGCCCGGGGACCGAGGGCUCUGCCGGCACAAGGAGGACGUGGCCGUGCGCUGCGCGGCUGCGCCCAGGACAGCAGCACCGACCCCUCGAGCAGAUCCCAGUCGGGGCCGCCCGACCAGCAGCAGAAGCGUCUCGUUGCCCGUCAUCAUGUGCAUGAUCCUGGGAGCCCUUGUCUGCCUGCUGCUGGCCCUCCUGGCCUGGAGAGUGCUCAGCGCCAGGGCUGAGCGCAGAGGCUCCCAGACAGCCCUGGAGCCCUUCCCUGAGGCGGUGUACCAGGAGAUCGGUUACAGCCCUGUGUGGGAGGAGCAGGCGAGAUUCAGCCCAUCAGGCUCCUAUUCGGAGGGGUCCCUUACUAAACUGCAGCCCCAUCACAUGGACAGCGAGGAGGAAGAUGGUCUGGGGUCAGCACGAGAUGUCCCUGUCCUGCCCAGAGGUGGCCCAGCAGAUGGCUAUGAUGAUGCCAGGGAGGUUUCUGACCCUGGGGAGGACCUUGUGCUUGGGCACAGAGGCUGGGAAGUGCCCAGGGCAGCAGAGGAGGGAGCAGGGCCCAGGGACGCACCUGGAGAGACAAAGCUGUGCUCCCAGAGCAGUGCCGGGGCCCCUGGAGCUGAGGGAGAUGCCCAGUGCCUGUGCCCAGAGAGCUGGAGCUACGACGAUGCCCAAGAGGUGUCCCUGGCACAUCCCCCUGAGGACAGCGAGGCCGUGACACCGCAGCUCAGGGCACAAGGGUGGCCCAUCCCCGGGCCAGGAGAGCCCGUCACUGCCGCGGGGCUGGGAGCAGCUGGGAGGGAGGAGGGAGCUGUGCGGCUGGGAGAGCCCUGAGCUCCAGGGAGCCCUCGGCCCUUGCCAGCCAUUUCCUCUGCCUUCAGUGUCCUGUGUUCAGGCUGUGCCUCCUCUUUGUUCUGAUUAAAAUCCCUUGGGGGUUUGGGCCAGAGCUGGUGCCAGGCUGCCCAAGGGUCAAGGGCUGUCCCCGAGGCUGACUGGGGGGGAUCAGAGCACAAAGACGUGACAGUGGGGAAGGGGCACGUCUUGGGGACAGCGGGCUCAGGGUCUGCAAGGGCCUCUGGUCCCUGGGGAAGAUUCCUGCUGACAGAGACAUUUCCAUCCUGACAUAGAAUCAUUGAAUCAAAGAAUCCUUUGGGUUGGAAAAGUCUUUAAGAUCAUCAAGUCCAAUCACCAGCCUCACCCUGCCGAGCCCAUCACCAACCCCUGUCCCUCAGCACCUCAGCUCCACGGCUGUGCAACAGCUCAUAGACCUAUGGAAUCAUUGCAGCUGGAAAAGACCUUUAAGACCAUUGAGUCUGAUGUGUGUUGUGAUGUCACACAACAGUUCCCUGAUA
Messenger RNA from Colius striatus (speckled mousebird), 3170 nucleotides. Its product is annotated as antigen WC1.1-like. The transcript has 13 exons. Lineage: Eukaryota; Metazoa; Chordata; Aves; Coliiformes; Coliidae. The record is from RefSeq and is a predicted model, not a curated record. The coding region runs from base 550 to 2652 and encodes 700 amino acids. Gene Ontology annotation, cellular component: membrane.